UGAUUUUUUAAUGUUAGAGAACAAACUGCAGGAAAACGCGGCUACUUUUUUUUUCUUUGAAUCAAAUCCAACCCGCAGGAGACCCAAAGUUUAAUCAUGUAGUAGAGAGAAAGACUUUCUGCAGCCAAAGGGUCAAACAGAAUCGGGGAGCAUACAUCUUCACAAGUUCUUUGACGAUGAUUAUGCUUUAUCUAUCAAUAAUAAUCAAGGACUGCAGAUGGCUUAAAUCUAAAUUCAAGUCAUUUCUGGAACUUCCAUCUCUGCAGCCCAUCCAAGAAUGCAUUAGGUAUAAUUACAAUUUUUAAAAUUUCUGAUUGUAAUUUCAAUGCAAAUAAGUGUCUGUCGCGUAGAAUGCUUUUUCUCUCCUGAUGCACGCAUCUGCUGUGUAAAGCGCGGACUGUCUGGAGAACACUCUAGCCUGGUCUAAAGAAGCAGAGAGGGGAUUUCGACCAGGCUGGGCUCACAAGCCAGUUGUUGGCGCUGUCCGUGGUGCUGAGGAAUUCCCGGCUGCCGGCAGAAUGAGCUCCGCAUCAGCAGUCUCCAAACUGCUCUCAGUGAUGCAGAAUCCCAGCUAAAGUUGCUCCUCUCCUUCAUCUCCACAGUUCGCAUUUUCUGGUAUGCGAGAUGCUGAUGGUGCUGCCAGCGGAGCGGGAUUUAGGCUACUGUGUGCUGUUGCUGUUGUGAUCCUCUGAUCCUGGCCAAAUCACCUCUGCUGCCGUAGCAAACACCGUGUAAGUGAACUCAUGUGGGGAGGAGGUGUAAUCAGCCAGGAAAUUUCAUAGAAGGAUCUAAGAAAAUUCUAAAAAUAAGUUCAACAUGAUUCUGCUACUGGGAUCUGGAUUUCUACAGGACCAGAAUUGCUUCUUGCAUUGAAUGCUGAAGACAGGUCCGAAGCAUAUUUCUUAUGUGUGUCUGCUGUGUUUCUCUCUGGAAGGGUGGGAGACUGCUUCUUGACUGUGUUUUGAAAUGGGAAGUAGAGAGAAUGGAUUGCCUUUAAUUCAAGCCUGAAAAUGUAUUCUUUGGUUGAUUAAGGAAGAACUGCUUUUAUAAAACAUACCUGACCUUUUAGUUCAUCUUGGUCUGUGACCCCCCCACUACCACCAUCAUUAACCUCCAGAGUGACUAGCCUACCCUUCUUGUAUUCCCAUGGAAGGAGCUGAAUAUAUUUAAUAUUAGGAGCACACCCAGAAGCCUUGGAGGAGGGGGAUGGCUCUUCAUAUUCAUGAAGCUUGCAUACUCCUAUUCGUCAUCCCUGGAUUGGUCUCCUCCGCUGCCAUCAGUCAUGAAGACUAUCCUGCUGAUGAAGGUGACCAGACCUCCAGUAAUGACAAUCUGAUCUUUGAUGACUAUCGAGGGAAAGGGUGUGUGGAUGACAGCGGCUUCGUAUACAAGCUGGGAGAACGGUUUUUCCCUGGGCAUUCCAACUGUCCCUGUGUCUGUGCUCUAGACGGACCUGUUUGUGACCAGCCAGAUUGCCCCAAAAUUCACCCAAAGUGUACUAAAGUGGAACACAAUGGAUGCUGCCCUGAGUGCAAAGAAGUGAAAAACUUUUGUGAAUAUCAUGGGAAAAAUUACAAAAUCUUGGAGGAAUUUAAGCCCUCUCCAUGUGAAUGGUGUCGCUGUGAGCCCAGCAAUGAAGUUCACUGUGUUGUAGCAGACUGCGCAGUUCCUGAGUGUGUCAACCCAGUCUAUGAACCAGAGCAAUGUUGUCCUGUCUGCAAAAAUGGUCCAAACUGUUUUGCAGGAACUACAAUAAUUCCGGCUGGCAUCGAAGUGAAAGUGGACGAAUGUAACAUCUGUCACUGUCACAACGGGGACUGGUGGAAGCCCGCUCAGUGUUCAAAGCGUGAAUGCCAAGGCAAGCAGACUGUGUAGGACGAAUUUCCAACCCGUGACAAGUUCUUAGGAGAGGAUGCUAUGGCUUCCACACUGCACAUGUUUAACACAGGACAGAACAAAAACCACACUCCUGCCAGCUACAACAGGGUCACCAGCAAAAACCUUUUAGGGUUGACAAAAGGAAUAUUUUACUAAGAGGAAAUUUCUCUUCUUCUCUUGCUAUAUAAAAUAUAUAUAGUAUACAGCUAUCUAAACUGCUUUUGUAAUUACCAAUGCUUGAUGGUGACUUAAUGACUGGGUUUCUGGAACUAAAAAAAGAAAUAGCCUUGCACAGGCUCCUUUCCUGGUGAUAUCUCUCACCUCCCAGCCUACAGUUCUCUGAUUUACUCCAUUUUACUCUUCGGGACACCCCACGUGGCAUUUUUCUCUUACAGUAGGGGGUUUUAUUUUGUUUUGUUUUCACUUCUAGAAUCUAAAUGGCCAGAUUUGACUGCACAGUAAAUUUUGAGUUGUGUCCAAAAAGUUUUGGUAAAGAAACAUCGGUGGGGAGGAUCCUUUCUCUACAGGAAGAUGCAAGAGCACCCAACCAGUCGCUCUCUUGAAGGGAAUAAUUCCCUGUAAGCUAAGAAAAGAGGGGUGACCACAUAGAUAGACCCUCUGCGGGGCUAGAUCAACUGGUACUUUGUCCAUUAUGUGGAGGUUUACGAUUUGAUUCUUACAAGCUACACAUUUCAUACACAAAACCUUGAAACUGCCAAUCAAAUGAAUAGGGGAAGAAAACUAUGGACUUGACUACAGAAUCCAAAGAGAGACAGGUAUUUAAAAUUGUAGCAUUCGAUAUCACAUCUUUUCAUGAAGCAGACUUGAGUUUGGUUUAUAACUAAACACACCGUAAACCCACUCUGUCACCAGGCAAUACAAACACCAGAACCAGGGUGAGUAGCCCCACUGUGAAUCUGAAUCCUUUUCAACACUUCUGACUUUCGAGCUCCAAUUUGAUUGAAAGUCAGUGAUACACAGCGCAGUUUUUAUGGUUCAGGACUGUGUUUGCCAUGUUGCAGUAACAACCACUCAACCCUAAAUCAAAACUCCAGAUUCAGGACACUCUUGCCACCUCAAGUGCUGAUUUCAAUUCAAGAUUAGGGUAGAGUGAAUCUUGCACAAUAUAAUUCCAUUUGUUGAACAUUUUUUUAAAUGUAUAUAUUAGAUACUGAACUACUAAAAAUGAAACUUUGAAGAGUCUCAAGGUUGCCCUGGCAAUGCUGCUAGUAUAGUAACAGAAAAAAAUAAAUACACAGGGUAUUUGAUGCCACCUCGGUUCAAGUGCAAAAUUGGUAAUUCUGAGACCACAUGGCCCAGUUAGUCUCUUAUUUCGCUCUCCUGUCCUAAAAACCCUGGUGCAGAUCCAGUAGGGUCCUUGAGGAUACUUUAAGGUUGUUUUCAUUAUCAGUGUCCCUUCUUUACCUUCUCUCACCCCAACUUAGUGUUCGCCAAGGUUCCUGUGGAGUGCUGUAUUCUGAAACAGCGCAUCCCAACCUUAGCAGAAUUGACAUUUACAUCAGAUCAUUUGUUUGUGUGCAUGGAGUGGGGUCCUGAACAUUUUUAGUAGGAGCCUGGCUUCUGUCUGUUCCCUUUGUGACAAUCAAAUGUCCUCAAGGGAUGGGUUUGGGCACAGGAUUUCACCUGGUUUCACUGGUCUAGAAUAAUCACAGAGGGGUUUCCACCAGGGAGGCAAACUCUGCCUGCCUGUAUGGCUUUGGAGAACCUGAGUCCUCUGAGUGAUACACAUACAGCAGCCUGGAAGUUUAGUUUCCUCUGUAAGGAAAAAUUCUUCUAACACUACAGGUCCACUCUCAGAACACCCAUUUCUAGUCUUGUUUUUCAUUUAAAAUUGUCAACUCUCCGCCCUGGAAAUGUCUCUUGUCAUCAAAAAAGAGUUGUCAUUUCCAAAAUUAAUGUGCUGAUGAGUUGCACCUGACACUUUUAUGCACACUGUGCUUGUGUUAUGAUACAAAUAGCCAUGCCAGUGCCACCGUGAGGAAGAACAUCUUGCCGCCUUCCCUUAGAACACCAAUUUGCUGCAAGGUUGGUGCCUUUCAGUUGCCACUAUGGAUACAUUAUAAAGACAGUCAUGAAUCAUUCAUGAACAACUCUGCAUGAUUUAUGCCUGCAUUCAACAGUAAAGGCAUUCCACACCUCAGCUUGGGUCUAGACAGAAACGUAUUAUAGAGCUCUUUUUGCCCUGAGGUUGCCUGUUGCCAGCUUCAAAAAUCCACACUUGGAAAGAAAUAAUAAUAACAAUAAUUAAUGACAGGAAUAAGGUCUGAAACUCAGAAAAUAUCAUUAAUAGAGCCAUGUAGCAUAGUAUCUUAUCUAUUAUUCAGGAGCUACUGUGUCCUUUCCAGAAAACAGAAAGAAAGUGCACCUGGGAAGCUGAGGUACAGAAAUUCUGCAUCAAAAUCUUAGCACAGUUAAAGUCACAGCAAGAAUCCACUAGAAUGGAGGAUGACAUCCACGCAGACACUGUCUUUAGAGCUGACAGGAAGUGUCACUCGGUGGGCUCUGCUACCAACUAGAGAGGGAGAGUUUUGUUGUUGUUCUUCUUCAGUUUGGGGUUUUUUGUUUGUUUUCAUUUUCACUACCAGUGUUUCCUUUAAGACUCCGUAGCUGACAUUUUUCCCCCUUUAGGGAGAGAUGAACCUAUACUGUGACAGAAUUUCUCACAGACCAAUCAACAUUUUAUGACUUCCUUCUAUCCAAGUCAUUGAGAAAUUCUUUCCAAACUCUGAACAGCAGAGUUCUGGUCUCACCUGCCAUCCAUUUAUUUAUUUAUUUAUCUAUUUAUUUAUUUAUUUAUUUUCCCUUCAAAGGUUUUGUUUAUAGCCACCGGGUCACCUCUGUAUCUCCAUUUUUCUUCUGUCUUUGGUUCUCCACUUUAACUACAGCUGUGUUUAAAUAAGGGAUCAACAUCUUGUUUGUCAGCUGAUGCCUGUUAAAAAUAUGAUUCAGUUUCUAAAAUCUUUGAAAAAUGGUGUGCCUGAAAACUAGUGAAAAAAAACAAAAAAAUCUAAACACUAAACUGUAUAAAGGGGACUCUAGCAACAAUAUUUGAUGUGUAAAAAAAUAUAUUAUUAAAAAAUUAUUUUGUUAAAUAUAAAGUGUGUUAAGCAGCAAACAUUGUUUGUGGCAUAUUUUUCUUCCCCAAUUUCUCUCUUUCCCCACCCUCAUGACUGAAUGAAUGGCUCUUGGUGACUUUUCUCAUCUGAAAGUACAGAUUUCAUUGCAGCCUUAUUCAAUGAAGAUUAAAUACUAGUUUUAGAAUGUAUCUGUGCCCAUUUUCAUACUCAUUAGACAAGUCAAAGCUGACUCAGGGAUCAGAGAAGAGCUCAAAUAGACAAACGAUGAGAGUGUGAACCUUUCCUGAUUCCAUGUCCAUAUUCAGUACUAGUGAUAACCUGUAAUUAUUGAGUAUUCUCACUUUGUCAGGGCCUGGAUUAUGCCCUGUGUUCAAUUCACACAGUCACUUUAUGAGGGUUCUGAUUUUUCUCCUUUGCACUGCAGAAAAUCAGAACAUAAAGAAGUUAAGUGUUCUACCCAAGUGCAUGGGUUAGGGAGCGGCAAAGCAGGAAUUUCUCAUAAAAGUUUCAAUGCACAAAAAUCAAGAAAAUAGUGCAAGACUCUUCCAUCUACCCAAAGCUUAGAUCCCUUAGUCAUCAAAAUUUUACAUAAUACUUUAUUCCUUUCCUCCAGCAAAUUUUUCUUUAAAACAAAUAUCAAACAUCAUAUCACUUUAUGAGCCUGCAACUCAUAGUAAUCAUCUUUUUAAAAAGUGACAUUUUUGCACAAAACCUGUUAUGUAUCAUCAAACCUAAUGAAAUUAGUAACCCCUGAGUAUCAUUUAACACCUAAUCUGUAGUCAAAUGUCUUAAAUUUGAUAAAAAGAGGAUGAAUCUUACAUGAUCUAAACCACCCUUAACCAUGCAUCUAGUUUUUCUGACUCUUAAAUUCAAAGUACAGAUUUAAGCUCUGCUGUCCACAGAUACGGGCUCUCACAGCAUCCGGGGUUUGUUGUUUUUAUUGGAGGAUUUGUUCAAGGAAUAUUAUUUUUUGAACCUUCCAUGUUAUACUUCCCCCUAGAACCUGAUGUUUCCCACCAAUUGACUUCUAAGGAGUACCAAAGAGCCCCAGAGCAAGACCCGUAGUCGGUGGCCAGCACUCAAAGGACAGCAUUUCCUCUGUGUGUAAGCUCUCCUCAGGUUUUCUUUUUCCUUUAGACAGACUGCCUGAUGCAUAGUAAAAAAGAAUAAAACAAUAUUUUAUAAAUUGCCAUCAUUUCAUGCAUUGUUAGAGAAAGAAACAACAAAACCAAACACAAAGAAAACAUCAAUAUCGUGUCCCCAAAGACGCAAAUUCACACUUCUACUGGACCAACAUUUUUCUAAAAGAUUAGACUUUCUUGUGUUUCAUUUUCCCCUGCAGCCACUUCUUGACUUUCUUACCCGUUGUAAAGGAUUGUUUACAGUCGAUUCAGACUCAAGCAUCACGGAGAAGCCACCUCAAAGCACAAGACAGAGAGCUAUGCAUAUACCAAGCCCGGUUCACUGUCGUUGGAGCGCGUAUGUUAGGAUUGUUACUCUUUUAAAGAAUAUUUUCAUGACUUUGAAAGACAAAAUGGUAGCUCUGAGUCAACAAACUCACAUGUUUCUGACUAUAUUCACAAGGCUUUUGUACCUUAGCUUGCUCACACUUCCCAGUGAGCUUCAAACUGCCCCGCUGGGUAUAAACACCUGAUUCCUUCAGCUCUGCAUUACCCACCCGACAGCCCAUAGUUGCCAUGAACAAGACAUGGCUGGUGCCUUUCACAAAACAAAAAUUAAAUGGGCCAAACUGUGUUUCUUUCUUGGAAUUUUAAAGCCUCAAAAUUUAUUUUAUAGUCUAAAUAUUUUCAACUGUAAUACUGACAUGAUGGCUUUCUUUUUAACUUUUGAAAAUCUUCAACUCAUCAUUUUUUAAUCCAAAACUAAUUUUUAAAAAAGAAACACUCAGGCUCAUAUUUGUAAACUAACUUUCAGUAAGAGUACUUUCAAAUAGCCAUACUUUUAGAAUUAAGUUUGAGCUUUGUAUUUUUCAAAAUAAAUAGACAUUUGAAGUGGAUAGGAGAGGAGAGGAAUUUGGGUGUAGUUUGCUACCAUUUCUUGGGCUUUUUCUGUCUCAGACACCGUAGUGGGCCUUUUCCAUUAAACGACAGCAUGCAUUCAUUAGUUCAAUCAGCAUCAUAAGCCGUGAAAUUAUGGACUGGUUUUUCCACUUUGCUGACAGGAACACUGAGGUCCAGGGAGAUUUUGUAGUUUUUCUCAGACUCACACAUUAGAAAAAGGUAAAAGCAGUUUUAUAUCAAAUGGUUGACAAUAUUAAACAGAAUAAUGCUCAUAAAGCAUCAAAAGGUAGAGACACAUAUAAGAAGACCCAAUUACACAUCACCUAUCACUAUGAGACCGGUGUAAACAGAGGAGAUAAGGGUGACCUGAGAUGGCUUUGAAUCUAGAGGCUUAGGUGCAAGUUGGGCAGGUAUGUAGGGAGUGAUUUUUGUGGAAAAGAAAAUAAAUAAUGUAUUUUUUUAUGUUGUAAACAUGAGGUGUGCUUUCAGUAUGAGACUAGAGAUGAAAGUGUACUAGGAGAGAUAUAACUAGAAAGAAAAUCCAAUUGUUAAGACCUGAAAAAUCUUGCUAAGAAAAUUGGGUGUGAAUUUUCCUGAUACUGUGGAUUAACUGACAUCAAAAAGUAAGAUAAAAUGGCCAUAUUUGUAUUUCAAAGGUCAUUCUGACAGAAGAUGGUAAGAUGAAUUGAAACCUGGAGAGAGAGGUGGGGACCCUGGUGAGAGGGGGUUACAACAGCCCAGAAAAUAAAAAAUAAUAAUAAUAAUAAUGAGAAUCUUUUCUAGCAUGAGGGACUCAAACAGAGCAGCUGGGACAAGACCACAUGGAGAUUAAAUGGAGAUUCAAGAAUCAAAAGUCACAUUGCUAGCUCAACAGACUAGAAGGACACUGAUGUCAGUAACAACAAUCAACAAUGUGGAAACCGGGCUUUAUUUCGGGAGUGCAUGACCUCAUUCUCACACCUUAUUCUGAACAUGCUAACAAUGCAUCAGAUAUUUAGAAUCACCUUCAUGUAUGCUCACCUCCACGGCAGCCCGCCCUGCUUCUGUUUGUCAGUGUUCAUCCUGAUUUGAAGAAGUGCAACUUGAAUAGCCAAAGUUCACCUCUGGACAUAUGUUUAGUUUUUCAGAGUAUUCUUGAAAUAGAAGUCAAAGUGGGACGGAGCGAGAAUAACUGGGUUUUUUAUUAGUUGGUAGACAUUAUUAAUCUCAUACCAGAAUUUGUUCAUGUACUGUAGGUUGCUUAUAAGUUUCGGAUACCCCUCUUCACUUUUGCCCGUUUAGAAUACAAAAUAUUAGCUUUCUUAUUGCUCACCAGGAUUCUGGAAAAUUUUAAAAGGCAUUAUUUAGCUUGCCAUUCUGUUUAUUUGUUCUUCCACAGAACAUAUAGGGUGCAAAAGCAAUUGAGGUCUUGGGAAAAACUUUCAAUUUGAGAUUUCUAAGAUGCUUAACUUUAUCCCACUUUACAUAUUGUAUAUUAUUUAUUAUUAUAUAGUAUAUAUUAAACUUUAUCCCAUCUUAUUAUAUACUAAAUAUUUUAUAUAUUUUGUAUUUUGUAUAUUGUAUACUGUAUGUUAUAUAUUGUAUCUGUAUAAAUGGGCUUUGUGGGGGGUUUUGUUUCAUUUUAUUUUUAAUUAAUCACAGCAUUGAGUCAACCAGACCCAUUAACUGCAUUUCUCAUUUAGACCUUUCAGAGACGCAUUUGCAGAUGCAAUUUAAUUUGUUGACCUGUGAUCGAUAGCAAUUAAUAGCAUCCCUUUAAUCUUGUAGAAUGGUCCUUCUCUAACUUACAGUAGCCACCUUCUCAAGGGAAAGGUACCCACACAGGCUGGUUUAUUGGGCUCUAAGCCAUAGUUCCCAUCAACCACCUACUUCCUGAUGACUUAGUAGCUACUUCAGAAGUCUCUAUUUUCUAACGCACUUUCGAUUAUCAUGCAAAAAUCCAUCUCAGCUCUACAAUUCCUCCACUGCAAGUUUAUCAUGCAAAUACCGUGGGCCUGGGAUGUUAAGACAAGUACUACAAUUAUGUUUUUAGCUCAAAAGUAGAUAUAACCUUUAAAGGUGUGUUAUACUAAUAUAAUCGAUGCUUCAAUUUUCUGGGGCUUCCUUAUGUUGUUACAGCUAACUAGAUCUCUGCAAGCAAUUUUUCCUUUUUAUGUAUUAUAUAAUGACAAGGUUUAUUCAUUUAUUAAAAAAAAAGAAAAAAGAAAAACUUACCAGCUUAGAAAGUAGGCAUUGUGGUUAAACUAAAUGUUACAUUUUUUUCCCUGUCCUUGGGGAGUUUGCAAUGUGGUGGGCCAAACCAAAGGCAAGUCUGCAACAACAGAACCGGCAGUGCUCUCAGUAUGAACAGGGCCAGGGGGAACACAGGUCAUCCUGGCCUGCAGGGAGACUUUCUGGGAGAUGGAGGUUGUUGUCUAUAAUUUAAAACGGAAACAGACCAAGUGAACAACAAAGAACAUGGUCAGUGUAGUCUUAGAGUUUAUAAGAGAGCACUUCUGCUGACACAGCUCAGAUCAUGCAACUGCUAGUGAUGAGAUCCAUUCACAUCAAUAAGUAUGUGCCCUGGCACAAAUCCAGGGCCCUGGAACGAUUGUUUUUAAAGCAAAGACAGGUUACUCCCACAGUGCAAAAGAAUCAUUUGUCAUGUUGACAUCAGCACAUUUUUUCCUAUGGUCAAUUCACUGGCCAGUGGAGUACCCUUUCCCCUACCCAUUGAGGGUUCAAAGUGCACUGUAUUUUAUUAAAACCUGCAUCUCUAUAGGAAUUUGGGAAACACCAUCUCCAGCAGUUGAGUAUUGUUGGCUUUAUCUAUUCAACUCCUACUUGAAACUGGGCUUAGUUGUGGAAAAGAAGGCUGGAGGCAGUGUUAAAACAUCAGUUAGCAAGCAAGAGAUGUUGGAAUGAAGAUGACAUCAUGAGGGUCAUCUGCAAAACUGAUACCAGUUUGCGAGUGUGUGUGUGUGUGUGUGUGUGUGUGUGUGUGUGUGUGUGCUGAACCCAGGACUCCUUCAUGCUAAUUUAUAGCUCCAGGUUUUUCUCUCUUUCUUUCUUUUUUUCUUCCUUUCUUUCUUUUUCUUUCUUUUUUUGAGACAGAGUGCCACUAAAUCACUAAGUUAAUGAGAUCACACUGGGCUCAAACUGAGCAGUCCUCUUGUUUCAGCCUCCAAGAGAUUUGGGAUUACAGGCAUGCGCCACAAUACCCAGCUACAAGACUUGUCUUGAAAAUCAAUUGUCAAGAAGUUCUUGUGUUAUAAUUUCACAAGCAGAUAAUAAAAAGAUACUAGGCAAUGUCUUACAGAUGUAUUUUAAGGUUACUGGUAUAUAAAUAGAGGGUAUAUGAUUUUCAAAUUGCGAGUAUAAAAAGGCUAAGGUGCAUAUAAAUGUGUAUAUUUGUAUCUAUGUAUAACUAGUCAAGACCGAAACAUGUACAGAAAUGUAAAAAGCUAUAAAUAUUGUGGCAGACUGAUGGCUGUAUCAUUAAGAUCAAAUACUUGCUAUGUCUCCAUCUACUCGAUAAAUGUUUCCUCUUCUGUACCUAACAAAUGCAGGCUUAUUUAGCUUACAGAAAUUCUUACCCCACCUUUGCUUUACCGUGAAGCAUUUCAUUAGUUCUGCUUGUUCAUAGAUUUAAUUUCCCAUCUCUAAUCAUUUGUGGCUCACAUGGCCCAUUGAUUUCAGAGAUAGGACACAUGAGCAUAGGCGAGUGAGAGCAGGACACAAAAGCCAAGCUGCCAUGGAAUCCAAAA
Cavia porcellus (domestic guinea pig) is the source of this 10743-nucleotide messenger RNA. It is a transcript of the gene Vwc2l, whose product is annotated as von Willebrand factor C domain containing 2 like. The record is from RefSeq and is a predicted model, not a curated record. Gene Ontology annotation, biological process: negative regulation of BMP signaling pathway. Bases 1207 to 1875 code for a protein of 222 amino acids. Lineage: Eukaryota; Metazoa; Chordata; Mammalia; Rodentia; Caviidae. Gene Ontology annotation, cellular component: AMPA glutamate receptor complex. Gene Ontology annotation, molecular function: protein binding. The transcript is spliced from 4 exons.